UGAACAUUAGAUUGAGACACCCUUUUCUUCCUCCUAUAAUUCGUCAUGUUGCCGUUGCCUUCGUCUUCCUCGUCUAUUUCCAGACACAAAUAUGAUGUUUUCUUGAGUUUUAGAGGUGAAGAUACCCGCAGAAAUUUUACAGGUCAUCUCUAUGAUGCUCUUCAACGCAGUGGAAUCGUCACUUUCAGGGAUGACCCCAAGCUGGAGGCCGGCAAAGAGAUUGCCCCAGAACUCUUUAAAGCCAUUCAACAAUCAUGGUGCUCGGUUAUCGUUUUCUCCAAAACCUACGCCUUUUCAAGUUGGUGUUUGGAGGAGCUUGCUGAGAUUGUUAAACAAAAAUUGGAAAAAGGUCAUAAAGUAUUUCCAAUUUUCUAUGACGUGGAUCCGUCUGAUUUGAGAAAACAAAAGGAUAAAGUUGGAGAAGCAUUUGCCAAACACGAAGAGACAUACAAGGAAGAUCAGCACAAGAUCCAAAGAUGGCGAAAUGCUUUGACUGAGGUUUCUAACAUCAAGGGAUGGCAUUUGAAUAACAAGCUUGAAUCUGAAUUUAUUGGAGAUAUUGCUAAAAAAAUCUCUGCAAAAUUAUGUCAAACAUAUCCAAUUGUUCAUGAUAAGUUGGUUGGAAUUAGUUCCCGUUUGGAGGAGUUGUAUUCAAAAAUCGAUGUUGGAGAAGAUGAUGUCCGUAUUAUAGGAAUAUGUGGAAUGGGUGGCAUUGGUAAAACCACUCUUGCAAGAGUUGUUUACAACCAAAUGUCAUCUCAUUUUGAAGGCAAAAGCUUUCUUGCUGAUGUUCGAGAAGUUUCAAACAAAUUCGGACUUGUUUCUUUACAGAAACAACUUCUUACUCAAACCUUGUCUGAAGGAGGAUUCAGUAUAUUCGAUGUUGAUGAAGGAAAUGCAAUCAUCAGUCAUAGGUUGUCUCACAAAAAGGUUCUUGUUGUUAUCGAUGAUGUUGAUAACAGAAAACAUUUGGAACACUUGGCUGGAAGGCGUGAUUGGUUCGGUACAGGCAGUAGGAUCAUUGUAACAACAAGAGAUGAACAUCUGCUCCGAUUUUAUCGAGCUGAUUAUGUGUAUAAGCCUGCGACAUUGAGUCCCAAUGAUGCACUUCGGCUUUUUAAAUUGAAAGCUUUCGAUAGUGAGACAGUAUUAGAAGGUGUUUUCAUUGAGCUUUCUAAACAUGUUGUACGCUACGCUGGUGGUCUUCCCUUAGCUCUUGAAGUUUUGGGUUCUUUUCUGUGUGGUAGAGAUGCAACUCAAUGGAGAAGUUCAAUUGAAAGACUUAAACGAGAUUCCAACAAAGAAAUUCUUGAUAGACUUAGAAUCAGCUUUGAUGGAUUGGAAGAAAGGGAAAAGAAUAUAUUUCUUGAUAUCGCAUGCUUCUUCAAUGGGGAGGAGAAAGAUUUUGUAACCAAAGUGUUGGAUGGUUGUGAGUUUUUCCCAGAUAUUGGAAUCGAUGUUCUCGUUAAGAAAUCCCUAGUGGCAGUUAAGGGAGACAACAGAUUGUGGAUGCAUGACUUGCUACAAGAAAUGGGAAGAAAAAUUGUUUGGGAAAAAUCUAUUGAUGAACCUGGAAAGCGUUGCAGAUUGUGGGAUGAAAGGGACAUCCAACAUGUUCUAACAAAAAAAACUUAA
Hibiscus syriacus is the source of this 1635-nucleotide messenger RNA. Its product is annotated as TMV resistance protein N-like. The record is from RefSeq and is a predicted model, not a curated record. The transcript is spliced from 2 exons. Lineage: Eukaryota; Viridiplantae; Streptophyta; Magnoliopsida; Malvales; Malvaceae. The coding region runs from base 46 to 1635 and encodes 529 amino acids. Gene Ontology annotation, biological process: defense response; signal transduction. Gene Ontology annotation, molecular function: ADP binding.